Bolinopsis microptera is the source of this 2099-nucleotide messenger RNA. RefSeq lists its product as uncharacterized. The transcript has 8 exons. Bases 1 to 987 code for a protein of 328 amino acids. Gene Ontology annotation, cellular component: plasma membrane. Gene Ontology annotation, molecular function: G protein-coupled photoreceptor activity. NCBI's taxonomy places the organism in Eukaryota, Metazoa, Ctenophora, Tentaculata, Lobata, Bolinopsidae. Gene Ontology annotation, biological process: cellular response to light stimulus; phototransduction; G protein-coupled receptor signaling pathway. The record is from RefSeq and is a predicted model, not a curated record.
AUGAAACCAACACCGAGAACUGAACAAUUUCAGCGUUCCAUAAGAAAGAAAGUACUGAUAGGACUCUUCAUACUAUCACUGCUUGUUGGAGGUUUUGUUGCUGCACCUCUUUUUGGAUGGAGCCACUAUUCCUUCUCCUCCUUAACAUUCAACUGUGGAUCAGAAUUCGGGUCCUACUUCAUGACUUUCAUAGUCCUGGUCCUGUUCCUCCCUAUAUUUGUAGUUGUGAUAUCCUAUAUUAUCAUACUCAGUGUGGCGCUGUCUAACUUUGCAGAGAAUCCUUCACAGGAUAGACGCAGGGGAAACAAUAACAAUGUCAGAAUGAAAUUCAUACGAGUAGCAGUUGCAGCCUCUCUGAUCAGACCACAAAGACCAGGCACCCCAACUAAACUUGUCACCCCACCCACCACACCUAUACCCGGGGUACGGGCCCUCGCUAGAAACAGUGGUCUCAUGGUUUACCCCGCAAUGGCUGCUAAUGGUGACGGUAAUAUAGGAAAACUAGAAAAGACUAAGUCAAAGUUGUCGCUAAAACUUUUCAAGUCAAGAUCAGCUAAAUCUUCAAUACGGGUUCUGAUAAUAGUCGGGGUAUUCCUGGUGUGUGUUGGACCCAUCCUAAUCGUUUGUCUUAUCGCCUACAUCAGCAACAAGUUUAUCUCGAUGAGGGCAGCUUUUUUAGUUUACACUCUAUCCCUCUCUCAUUCUGCAAUAAACCCUGUGGUCUACGGGUUGUUUGAUAUUCGGUUCAGAUCUUACGGUACAGAAAUUGUCAGGGAGGCGUACAAAGCCAUGUUUAUGCGGGCUCGACCAAAAACCUUCUACUCACAAUCCCAACAAAGAUCCUGUGUAGCUCGUGGGGCUGGGUCAGGGAUCCAUGAGGUCGUGCAGCGGCAACUUUCAUCAAGACCUAAUCACCAGUCAAGUGGCAGUCACAUGGCAGACAAUAUGGACGGAGAUCUCGUGACAAACUGUGAUAUGAUCUCGUGACGAAACUGUGAUCCUAUCCCACUAUUUCGUGACAAGCUGUGACCUAAAUUUGUCCAGCUUCAAACUGAUUCCCAUUGCGAUAUGUUAACUUUGUGAGGAUGGCAUAUUAACUCAGCAAAAUUACAGUUGACGAACGAGUUGGUCAUAUCAAUGACGAAAUCGAACGAACUUUCAAGCCUAAGCUAAGGGUGUUCAGCCUGAUAUCUUUGUGAAACUUGAUUUCGAGAAAGCAGUUAUUUAACAAAUCAGGGCGCGUUGUGAAAUUUUAGGAGAUCGUGUCUCUCAGCUCCCAAGUUCCCAACCACCCAUCAAUAACGGUCGCGGCGGCGAAACACUUUCUUUCUUGGUUGCCCACGAGGGUUCCUAAAACAAAAAGUGUGGGGAUAUUCUUUUUAUAGCUGCUGUUUGUUGGAUAAGACUGCUUCCUCGAAAUCAAGCUUUAAAAGCAUCAGGCUGAACCCCCACAAUCAUAAACUGAUGCAGGUCAUAUUGUAGGUCCUCCUGACUUUGUGAUAACGAGCUUUUUGAUAAAUAACCCUUAGGUUCAACUCAAUGAGUAACUGAAUAACCAUUAAUUUUUACAAGAAGGUUAAAACGAACUCAAUAAUCCCACUAUUAAAUUAUUGUGAAAAUUAACUUACUAUUCGGGAGAUUUCUUUCUAAUCGGAAAUGAUUAAUGAACAAAUUUUAAACACGAAUUAAUCCAAUUCCUAGUACUGAAGUGAUAUUUCCUUGCCGAACUUCCUCUAUUCGUUUAUCAAUAUAAUUUUAAACGAUUAUAUUAAACAAUUCUAAUGCAAUCUGUACUUUUUAUACCAUGUCUAUUUCAGGCUUAUUAUUUUGGUGAAAAGUAAUUAUAUCUAAUUGAUACAUUUCAAUUGCAAUUUCACCGUUCAGUUUAUCCGGUCAGACAUUAUAAUUGAUACAUCAAUUAGUUUGCCAAUUCUAAUUUAGAUCAAAAGGUCGUACAGCAACAACUUUAAUCAAAACCUUAUUACCAGUCAAGCCACAACAUAGCAGAAAAUUUGGACGGAGAUCUCGUGAUGAAAAGCUGUGGUUUGUGAUAUUAUCUCGUGACGAAACUGUUGUAAAAUUAAUUAUAUCAAAUUGAU